Messenger RNA from Urocitellus parryii (Arctic ground squirrel), 2143 nucleotides. RefSeq names its product elongation factor for RNA polymerase II (gene Ell). Gene Ontology annotation, biological process: transcription elongation by RNA polymerase II; snRNA transcription by RNA polymerase II; positive regulation of transcription elongation by RNA polymerase II. Gene Ontology annotation, molecular function: cis-regulatory region sequence-specific DNA binding. NCBI's taxonomy places the organism in Eukaryota, Metazoa, Chordata, Mammalia, Rodentia, Sciuridae. Gene Ontology annotation, cellular component: transcription elongation factor complex. The record is from RefSeq and is a predicted model, not a curated record.
CUGGCGGCCUGUGUCCAGCUCAUCCCUAGUCUUCUCUGGGGCCAGAAUGAGGCAUGUUGGAUCCCUUUCCUGUGCACGGGGUCUCACUGGUGAGGUCCUUCGUGUAGAGCCACACAGCCCACCCCGUGAUCUAUGAAUGGCUCCACCCCGGGGUCAGCUUUUCAUAAACCGGAAGUGAGCUGUGUCAAGGAGGAUUCUGCUGAGGUGUCUGUUCUGGGAGGAUUGAUGAGGCAUGGCCCCCGGCUCUCUCUGCGAUACCCUCCUGUCAUAGCAUCUCUGAGCUUAGGAGGCCGCGGAUUUCCCGCUGAGCAGCGCCUGCUAGAGCUCACAUGUGCAAGGAUUCUCUGUCACUGAGACCAUCAAUCCGAUUUCAAGGAAGCCAAGGGCACAUCUCCAUCCCUCAGCCUGACUGCCCCGAGGAGGCGCGGACAUUCUCCUUCUACCUCUCCAACGUCGGCCGGGACAGCCCCCAGGGCAGCUUCGACUGCAUCCAGCAGUACGUCUCCAGCCAUGGGGACGUCCACCUGGACUGCCUGGGCAGCAUCCAGGACAAGGUCACAGUGUGCGCCACUGACGACUCCUAUCAGAAGGCCCGUGAGAGCAUGGCGCAGGCGGAGGAGGAGACUCGGAGCCGCGGGGCCAUCGUCAUCAAGCCCGGAGGCCGCUACCUGGGCAAGAAGGUUCACUUCCGGAAGCCAGCCCCAGGGGCGACAGAUGCAGUGCCUUCCCGGAAGCGUGCCACCCCCAUCAACCUGGCAAGUGCUAUCAGGAAGAGUGGUGUAAGCGGGGCCAGCGGGGUGUCCCAGAGGCCUUUCCGUGACCGGGUGCUGCACCUCCUGGCCCUGAGGCCCUACCGGAAGGCCGAGCUGCUGCUGAGGCUACAGAAGGACGGCCUGUCGCAGGCGGACAAGGACUCGCUGGAUGGCCUGCUCCAGCAGGUGGCCAAUGUGAAUGCCAAGGACGGCACAUGCACUCUGAGGGACUGCAUGUACAAGGACGUGCAGAAGGACUGGCCUGGCUACUCAGAGGGGGACCAGCAGCUGCUGAAACGAAUGCUUGUCCGCAAGCUGUGCCAGCCACAGAGCACCAGUCUGCCUGGAGACCCCGUGGCCGCCAGCCUCCCGGGCGAGCUUGGCAGCUCGGCCUCGCCCCCUCAGAAACGGCCACAGCCACCUGAUUUCAUUGACCCCCUGGCCAACAAGAAACCCAGGAUAUCGCACUUCGCCCAGAGAGCCCAGCCUGCCCUCAACGGGAAACUGAGUGUGCCCAAUGGCCGCGAGGCCCUCCUGCCCACCCCAGGGCCGCCGACUAGCACGGACACCCUCAGCUCCAGUGCCCAUCUGCCUCCGCGACUGGAGCCCCCGCGGGCCCAUGACCCCCUGACCGAUGUUAGCAAUGACCUGGGCCACAGUGGCCAGGACAGUAAGCGCGGGGAGGCCGCUGCCCCCAGCCCUGCCACUCACCUUGGUCUCCCCCUGCUGACGGACUACACCCAGCCCGACAGGCCCCACGACAGCCCUGCCCGCAGCAAACCCAAGAAGAAAUCCAAGAAGCACAAAGACAAGGAGAGGGCGGCCGAGGACAGGCACCGGACCCAGCCGCCAGAUCACGCUCCUGCCACCCACAGAGCUCCGCCCGAUGCCCCAGGUCUGAACGGGACCUGCAGCAGCGCCAGCGUGCCCUCGUCCACAUCAGAGACACCAGACUAUCUGCUAAAAUAUGCGGCCAUCUCCUCCUCCGAGCAGCGCCAGAGCUACAAGAACGACUUCAACGCCGAGUACAGCGAGUACCGCGACCUGCACGCCCGCAUCGAGCAGAUCACGAGGCGCUUCACACAGCUGGAUGCCCAGCUGCGGCAGCUCUCGCAGGGCUCCGAGGAGUACGAGACCACUCGCGGGCAGAUUCUGCAGGAAUAUCGAAAAAUCAAAAAGACCAACACCAACUACAGCCAGGAGAAGCACCGCUGCGAGUACCUGCACAGCAAGCUGGCGCACAUCAAGAGGCUCAUCGCCGAGUACGACCAGCGGCAGCUGCAGGCCUGGCCCUAGCCGGCACCCUCCACCUCACGAGCCCUCUGGGUGCCAGGGGCUGGGGGGCGCGCGUGGGAGAGAGGAUUUAUUUAAAACAAUAAACACGGGAGAUG